AUUGAUUCCGUUGCACCAAUAUGUAGCUCCCUUCUCCAAUAACGCAGUCAUCUCAAUCAUGGCCUUGCAGGGUCCCCCUUAUCCUCCCCAUCACAAUACCAUGAUGCAGCAACAGCAACCGCCGGCAUGAUGAAAUCAUUAUUGUGGACCGCGAAAUUGCUUCAGGAUCCUGCCCUUCCCGCUUCUUUUUUUGCCCAUUAUUGUUACCAACCGAUUGGUCGCCUUGGAGAAACCCAAAACACGCGGCGCCGGGCGGGCUUGCUCGUGUUGAUGAUCUGUGCACAUGCUUUAUCAGUCACCACCACCUUUGUUGACGGAUGGAUGCUGACGUCGACGACGAUCACCAUCAACGUGCUGUUUCAGUCCUCAUUACCAGGAUUACUCGGCAGCCGUCUUCCGCGAAACCUCUGUAGGGCUGUGAUCUCGCUCCCGGGCUCGAACGCAAAUCGUCUACGCUAGUACGACUCCGAGAACCUCAGUACAGAUCGUCUCUACUGAGAACAUAUCCUUAUGGCACCUUUUUAUCCAACAACAGAUGUGCGCACCCUGCGAGUGCCGCCAACACACUCUAACACAAAGCCACAGAAUGCCACCAAAUCCCUCCAAAACUGCCGUCAUUCUGUGCAUGUUUCGAGAAAUUUUAUGUCUUUCAUCUACAACG
Molecule: messenger RNA, 661 nt
Organism: Westerdykella ornata
Lineage: Eukaryota; Fungi; Ascomycota; Dothideomycetes; Pleosporales; Sporormiaceae
Exons: 1
Coding region: 127-459 (110 amino acids)
Source: RefSeq, a predicted model, not a curated record